AGUCCCUGUUGAUGCUUCAAACACGUUAUCAGCUACAAAGAGGAAGAAUCAGACCUUUUCAGAGUGUAAAACCAGAAGAAUUCAGAAACAAACUCACUGAAAUUUCUCCUUUUUUCCUUUUCAGUUUUCCCAUUUCUUUUCCUUCAGUACUCUACAUGGAUUCUUCUUUUAAAGAAGAAUAUGGAAAUCCAGUAAGCUUUUUGCGGGUUGAUGGCCCUAUAAUUGUAGGUGCGGGGCCAUCAGGUUUAGCUGUUGCAGCUUGCCUCAAACAAAAUGGCGUGCCCUCUCUCAUUCUGGAAAGGAGUCAAUGCAUUGCAUCUUUAUGGCAACAAAAAACCUACGAUCGUCUCAAACUCCAUCUCCCUAAAAAGUUUUGUGAACUUCCAUUCCUUAGUUUUCCCGAAAACUUUCCUAAAUACCCCACAAAACAUCAGUUCAUAUCAUACAUGGAGUCAUAUGCCAGACACUUUUCAAUUGAGCCCAUAUUCAACAAAGUUGUGGAAACUGCAGAGUUUGAUCAUGUUAGGCAAUUCUGGAGGGUUCGAACUCAGGAUUUUGAGUAUCGUUCAAGGUGGCUUAUAGUUGCCACGGGCGAAAAUGCCGACUCGCUUAUACCGCAGAUUCAAGGAAUCGAGCAGUUCCGGGGGCCUGUAAUUCAUACCAGUGUGUAUAAGUCCGGUUCUGAGUUCAGGAACCAGAGGGUUUUAGUUGUGGGUUGUGGUAAUUCUGGCAUGGAAGUUAGCUUAGACCUCUGUAGACAUAAUGCAAGCCCUCACAUGGUGAUCAGAAACUCUGUUCAUAUUUUACCUAGGGAAAUGUUUGGUAUUUCUACAUUUUCAGUAGCCAUGAAACUUCUUAAAUGGUUGCCUUUAAGACUAGUGGACAAGUUUCUCCUGCUGGUGGCCAACUUCACCUUGGGCAACACAGAGAGAUUAGGUCUCCGACGGCCAAAAACCGGCCCAAUCGAGCUCAAAAACGCCACCGGAAAGACUCCCGUGAUAGAUGUUGGAGCUUUAUCACAAAUCAAAUCCGGUAAAAUAAAGGUAAUUACAUGA
This is a messenger RNA of Olea europaea var. sylvestris, 1055 nucleotides long. Its product is annotated as probable indole-3-pyruvate monooxygenase YUCCA4. Lineage: Eukaryota; Viridiplantae; Streptophyta; Magnoliopsida; Lamiales; Oleaceae. Gene Ontology annotation, biological process: auxin biosynthetic process. Bases 12 to 1055 code for a protein of 347 amino acids. Gene Ontology annotation, molecular function: flavin adenine dinucleotide binding; monooxygenase activity. The transcript has 2 exons. The record is from RefSeq and is a predicted model, not a curated record.